CCUACCCAUGCAGUGAGACCCAGGCUCCUGGGCCCGGGCAGUCAGUGGACUGCUGUCCAGACACAGGUCAUGAGUGGUGGGUACGACCUCAGCCUCUUCGCUAGUCCUCCCGACUGCCGCUUCCUGUGCUCUGUGUGCCACGGAGUUCUCAAGAGACCAGUGAGGUUGCCAUGCAGCCACAUCUUCUGCAAGAAGUGCAUUCUCCGGUGGCUAGCCAGACAGAAGACCUGUCCGUGCUGCAGGGAAGAAGUGAGAAGGAGAAAGAUAGUCCACGUGGGUAGACUGCGCAAGGCCAUCGGCCGCCUGGAAGUCAAGUGCAAGAACGCAGAGGCUGGCUGCUUGGCGACAUGCCCCCUGGCCCAUCGCAAGGGGCACCAGGACUCAUGCCCAUUUGAGCUGACCGCCUGUCCCAACGAGGGCUGCACUGCGCGAGUGUCCCGUGGGACCCUGACUGAGCACCGACAGCACUGCCCACAGAAUGCCCAGCAGCACUGCCCCCUGGGUUGUGGGGCCACUCUGGGCCCAGCCGACCGUGCGCAACACAACUGCUACCGCCAGCUGCGGGACGCCUGGUGCGAACGCCAGGAACGCAGUCGGGCCCUGCUGCUGUGCCUGCUGCGGCGCGUGCGCCGGGCACACCGCACCACCAACCUCAUCCGCAGGCAGCUGGUCCAGCUCGGCAGCUUCCUGGGGGAAGAUGACACCCUGCUAGCAGGCGACCCGCAGGAGGAGGCCACAGCCACUCCAGGGGGCAGUGCUGGGGCUGAGCUGUGAGAGGCCCGGGGUACCCUGUGAAUAGAGGGGUAAAUAAACAUGCAGCCCAGGCCCUGCCCGCCUGCCUCGCUGCCCACGCCUCCAGGCACCGCUCAC
Messenger RNA from Tupaia belangeri chinensis (Chinese tree shrew), 870 nucleotides. RefSeq names its product ring finger protein 151 (gene RNF151). NCBI's taxonomy places the organism in Eukaryota, Metazoa, Chordata, Mammalia, Scandentia, Tupaiidae. Gene Ontology annotation, biological process: regulation of canonical NF-kappaB signal transduction; protein ubiquitination. Gene Ontology annotation, cellular component: plasma membrane signaling receptor complex. The transcript has 4 exons. Bases 70 to 774 code for a protein of 234 amino acids. Gene Ontology annotation, molecular function: ubiquitin-protein transferase activity; zinc ion binding. The record is from RefSeq and is a predicted model, not a curated record.